AUGCUGCUCCACUACGGCAUGGACCCGGGCUGCGGCGAGAGGCUUGCCCAGCCGCUGCGGACCUCGCCGCCGGCUGCAAGGGCCAGCCUGCCGCCGCGCCUCCUCGCCACCGCCCGGCUCUGCGCCGUGCAGGACGACGGCGAGCUGCUCCUGCCCGGCGCGGGCGGCGACGCGCCUCUCUCCGCGGACAACGAGGCGCGCGCGCUGGCGCUGAAUCCUCGUGGCUCGCGCGUUCGCGUCGCGUCAUCAGACAUCACACAUGGCCAUAUGUGGGCCGGCGAUGCAAAGCGGAGACACAUGGACAUGAAGUUGGACACAUGCAGUCGCGCGUUGCUCGAGGGGAGGCGCGACUUUGCAUCCUUCCAGAGCAAAGGCGGCCGCAGCACCACGGUGCGCACGCUGCACCGCUGCGACGUGCGCUGGUGCGAGGGCGAGGGGCUCGCCAUCACCCUCGAGGGAGACGGCUUCCUGUACAACAUGGCGAGGAUCGUCGCGGGCACGCUCCUGCAGGCCGCCGCCAACAACCCCUCCUCCUCACAGAGACACACCGCACAGCCGCCCCCGCUCGCGCCAUCUUGCCGCCACUCGGGACUCGACUCCGCGCAGGUCGGCGUCGGGUGCAGGAGCGCGAGCAGCGUCGAGCAAUACGAGCGGCCGUGGGCCAGUCGCGGGGAGGCGGCUGGGCAAGACGACGUCGUCGUCGACGAGGCGUCCUGA
Emiliania huxleyi CCMP1516 is the source of this 717-nucleotide messenger RNA. RefSeq lists its product as hypothetical. Gene Ontology annotation, biological process: pseudouridine synthesis. Gene Ontology annotation, molecular function: pseudouridine synthase activity; RNA binding. The transcript is spliced from 5 exons. The coding region runs from base 1 to 717 and encodes 238 amino acids. Lineage: Eukaryota; Haptophyta; Isochrysidales; Noelaerhabdaceae. The record is from RefSeq and is a predicted model, not a curated record.